Molecule: messenger RNA, 6215 nt
Organism: Pecten maximus
Lineage: Eukaryota; Metazoa; Mollusca; Bivalvia; Pectinida; Pectinidae
Product: spidroin-1-like
Exons: 8
Coding region: 89-1219 (376 amino acids)
Source: RefSeq, a predicted model, not a curated record
GAAGUCGAUAUCGAUCAAAGCGCCAUCUGUUGCUUGGCGUCCAUCUUGCAAGUUUUUGCACUACUUCGCUGCAAUAGAAAACAGCAAGAUGGAGGUGGAAAAGAUUGACAUGUCCCUCGAUGACAUCAUCAAGUUAAAUAGAAAAGAACAAAGAAGCAAAGGAAGAGGUCGUGGACAAGGUGCCAAUAGUGCUACUGGUCGUGGACGAGGUGCUACUGGUCGUGGACGAGGUGCCAAUAGUGCUCCUGGUCGUGGACGAGGUGCCAAUAGUGCUCCUGGUCGUGGACGAGGUGCUACUGGUCGUGGGCGAGGAACCCAGGGUGUGCGUGGUCGCGGCGUGCUGGGUGGUAGAGGCAUGUCUGCUGGACGAGGUAGGGCAGCUGCACGUGGAAACAUUGGUGCACGCGGCACAUUAAAAAAGGGGAGAGGCAGUCAAAUGAACUUCAAAGGCAGAGGUCAAAACCAGUUUAAACAAUUAAAAACAAAUGCUAGUGGAUUCAGAGGAAGAGGACGAGGUCAACAGGGACAAAAGAGAGGACGAGGAGGAAACCUGACAGGAAUUAGUCCAUUGAAUAGGAGUAUAUCAGACCUUCGACAGAAUAUGACAGGAGGAGCAAAACAGGGAGUGAAGCAGACAUUGCAGCAAAGGAGGACAAAGGCGUUACAAGCUUUACAAAAUGCAAAAGAAACAUUAGCAAAAAUACAGCAGCAGCAGAAAUCUUCUCGACAAAACACAGUAGAUACUAGGAGAGGAAUUCAGACUCAAUAUACCUCAACAGAAUACAGAGGAAGGGGCCGGAGCCGUGGUCGAGGUCGAGGAACGACUCGGGGACGAGGAGGCAGAGGGAGGGGACGGGUGUUUGUAAACCAGAACUUCACAUCACAAGAACAAUACGGCAGCACUACCUCCCUAGCAUCACAGAAGCAAGGCAGAAACAAACGUAGACAAUGGCGACCAAAGGCAGAUAACUCCCAAGACAAUAUCCUCCUAGUACAUGUAGAUAACCAGAAACCACUACAGAGAUUGAAACAACAGAAAAAACAACCUACCUUCAGACAACAAAUUGUUAACCUCAAGCCAUCUCAAAGCCAGUCUUUUAAUAUGCAGAAAAAAAUCUUUGCACAGAACUCUACUGGAGUAAGUUUAUCUGAUAGAUUUGCUGGAGGACCCACUAACUUUGCUGGGCCAAGUGGAGAUGGGAGAAAAGUUUUCUUCUAGCAUUUGAUCAUUACCACAUUUUAGCUCACCUGGCCCCAAGAGUCGUUGAGCUUAUGGCAUGGCAUGCCAUCCGUCGUCUGUCUGUCCUCUAAAUCACUACUACGAGUAAGAGGAUGUUACCCUAAUUUGGUGUGAACAUGAAGCAAACUAGGGGGAAGGGGAACCAAUAUUGUAUAAAAAGAAAUAAUGUAAAUUUCUAAAAUCCUUCUACUGUAGGAAUGAAGAAAUUUGUCCAUAUUUGGUCUGAUUAAAGAGGGAAUCGAUUGUAUAUAAGCGGUGAGUCUGGGCCCCGAGGGAUCUGAGGGGUACGUGGGGCCCAAUAGGGGAAAAUAGCAUCCUUUGGUGAAGGGAGAUCAAUUCUAUAUAAAUCUUGGGUUUGAAUUAAACAGCAAGUCAACUGACCAUGUCGAGGUCAUAGGUCAUGUUAAGGUAAAAAAAAUCAGUACCUUUUCACCGAUGAACUUUUUGUUUCUGUAUAUGACAUUAUGAAAGAAAGAGUCAACUAACCACAGGCCAAGGUCAAUGUCAAAGGUCAUGAUCAAAUUUUGUACCUUUUUGCUGAGGAAUAUAUACAUCAAACUAAACUUUCAAAAUGAGUCUUAUACCAGUGAAGGGAGGUGGAGGAAAACGAGUCAUGUCAAUGUAUAAUUUGCUUCCUACAUGCAAUCGCUUUGAAGUCCAAAUGUCAACAAACCUCAGCAGUAUCGGCAGAUGUCUUCUUGAUUAUUGUAUGGGAUAUAUAGCCACAGGAUGGGGCCCUCGCUAACCUGUCGGUAUUCUAGUAUGCUUCAUUGCUUCAAAACUUUUUGGAAACAGAACACUGCAUUAAGUGAAAGGAAAAGUAUUUGUAAUAUAAAUUAUGAGUGCUUUGUCAUAAUUGCUGAAAUAUCCAGGUGAUCGAUACGUGGCUCUUGUAUGGCAUUUCAAGGACAACGGGGUUUUGUUUGUGUGUAUGAAGAGAGACGAUAGGGGAGCUUGAGUGAGUGUGUUUAAAUGGAGAUGAUGUUAUAUAUCAUUAACAGUAUAAUUUCCAUUUUAAGGAAAUAUGUCAUUUCCUUUUAGGUUUUAAUAAAUUUUCAUUGACUUUGUAAAAAAUGUAUCAUUUUCCAUCUAUAUUUUCAAGAAAUAUAUCAUUUCCAUCUAGAUUUGUAUGAGAAAUAUAUAAUUGACGUUUACAUUUUAAUAAGAAUAUUAGGAUCUUUCAUCCCUUAGGGGGUUGGACAGUUGCCAAACACAAGGCUUGCCAAGUAUAAAGCAGGUUAAAAAUGUAACCCUGAGGGUUGAGGUCCCCCUGUCUCACUCCUAAGGGGGUGAAUGAUUAUUUUUCUCUCGACACGAUUGAUUUGUUGACAUUGUAUUGUUGGUAGGAUGUCAUAGAAUUUGGAAGAAUGUGCAAAGAGCAUGUGUAGCUUGUCUCAACCCUUAGGUGAGAAGGAAAAUUUCAAACCAGUAAAGAUAUAAGAGAAAUAUAUCAAUUUCGUCUUGAUUUGAAUAAGAAAUAUAGUUUUUACUUCACAUUGUUCUAUAUGUCAUUUAUUGCUAUGGAUUGUAUUAUGGAUUCUGUUCGAGUCGUGAUAAUUUAUAUAGACGAUAGAAGACACAGCCUAAACUAAAUUUUGUGACUUAAAUGUGGCCAUUUGUGUAUGUCUACCAAAGUAAAAUGGUGGACACACCAAUAACCUUAACUUGUGGCCCAGCAACAGAGUACAUACAUUGGUGUGUACAGCAAUGUAAUGGUGGCAACAGCCUUAUCCUAACUUGUAACUCGGUAGCAGGCUCCGGUACAAAUGUAUGAUGUUAUACACUCUGGUGGACAUAGUCCUCACUUGUGACUUAUUAUGAGGCUCUAGCACUUCAUUUGAUUGAGAAAGAUUGUUAAGUAUUUUAUUUUGAUAUUAUUCUUUGUUUUGUUUUUUUAAAGUAUUUUGAUGGUUAUUAAGUAAAACUUCCUGCCAUUAUCUUGUGUUUUUAAUAGAAUACUUAAUUUUAGUCACAAAAUAUCAGUCUUAUACAUGACAUGACACUUCAUUUCAUUAAAGAUGAUUUUAAUUGAACAAAUUGUACUGUAUUCAGUUUAUGAAAAAAAUUAUAUAAAUUGACAAUAGAAAAUAUCCAGUUCAUUAUUUUAUGUUUCUGGAUCUUUGAAGAUGCUACAUCAACAGCAUAUAUACCCAAUUUCUCACAAGAAUGCAUAAAAUGGCAACCACGCCAUAGAAACAUUUAACACCAGCAAAAGGAAAUAAGUAACAACAAGCCCUAGCACAGUAAUGUGCCAAAAGUAUUUGUCAUGUAAUAUUUUUACUUUAUAUUUCAUGCAUUUUGACAAUUUCUUUUUAUGACUUCUUUUUUUUAUUUAUUUUCUAACAUUAGUAGAUAUUUUUAUCUUACUUUUCUGUUGCUUAAUUUUUUAUAGAUGAAUAUAAGCAAGUUAUCUGAAGUAUGACGUCAUUUUGUUCUUUUUUCUUACUUAAUAAUACAUUGCUAGUUUUUCACGUGAUAUCUGUUGAAAUCAACUACAGAAAAUUAUACAUAUAUUAUCAGAGGAAUAAGCAAAUAACUCUAAUGUAUGUGAAAUUUUGAUAAAUUGCAUUGAAAAAACAGUGUCGUAAAAUUAAUUGAAAAUUUGUCAUAAUGCAUAAUAUAUAUAUACAAUUGUAUAUAGUAAAAAACUUAGGUGAUUGAAUACUUAAGGCACGUUACUGUACAUAGAUGUACAAGCUAUAGAAAUGGAGCUUGAUAGAAUGUCUUCGGGAUGCAGUUUUUUUUUUUACUUUUAAUUUAAAAGAUAAAUUUAACCUCUAUGAGGUUGUUUGAGCUGAAAUUGGGUAACUUAAUGGUGUUGUAUAAAACAUACAACAGCCUUUUCAAGUUGUUUAUGAUUAUUCUUUGGAGAUGUUGCUCCUUUAAGUAUCAUUGGCAUGUCAUGGUAUGUAGUGUAUGGAAUUUAGUUAAAUUAGAGAGAUGAGAGGAGAUCAUUUCAUUUCAGAAAAGGUACAUGUAAAUGCAAAAUAUGAUCCUGGAAACCUGCAUUAUUUGCAGUCUGUUGUUCAUGCACUCUUUCGUGGAUUAGAAGCAGCAUUAAAUCCAGGAAAAUCAAACAGCAAAAUAUAAAAACUAAGUGACAUAGCCAUGUCUAGUUUGGUGUAAACAUCAACUUGUAAUUGAUACCAAUAGAUAUGAAUAGAGUUAUGAAUUCAUGAAAAAAGUAUAGAUCAUAUGCACAUAACCAAGCAAUUUAGCUAGUUAAGUAUGAAACUGCAGGUUAAGUCACUAAUAGUUUUAUCUUUAUGCCCCUAUAUGCCUCAGAGGUAUAUGGUUUUAUCCUCUUUCUGUGAGUCCGUCCUUCCUUCUGGCCAUCCUCCUAUGUACUAUAGGUUAAAGGUUUUUUUUUAGUUAGAACAGUGCUGCAUUGAUCUCAUGUAAGUGGUGUAAUGUUGAAGUUAGGAAGUGAAAUUUUGAAUCAUUGUUUCUGACAAAAAAUGCAAUAUUGUUUUUUAAUUAUUUUUGUAGGAACCACUUGCUUAUCUGUUCCUUUAAUAUACAAAUGAAAACCAUUUCAGAUGGGAUGGGGUGUCAAAAUAAAGCCAGGUCAGUGGACAUCUGUUGUUUUUCCAAAAUAUUUCUGUAUUAUAUGUCAUUUGCAUGGCAGGGUAUGUUUUGAGCAUUGCGUUAUGGGUAAAACUUAUUUUAUAUGACAUAAGUAGUCUAUUUAUUUUACUGGAUGUCUGUUGGUUGAGUCUAGCUGAAGUGUAAUCAGAAUCCAGGGGUUGUGUACUCCAUUAGGUAUACUGUCUUUAGAGAGGGCUGUGUACUCCAUUAGGUAUACUGUCUUUAGAGAGGGCUGUGAACUCCAUUAGGUAUACUGUCUUUAGAGAGGGCUGUGUACUCCAUUAGGUAUACUGUCUUUAGAGAGGGCUGUGUACUCCAUUAGGUAUACUGUCUUUAGAGAGGGCUGUGUACUCCAUUAGGUAUACUGUCUUUAGAGAGGGCUGUGUACUCCAUUAGGUAUACUGUCUUUAGAGAGGGCUGUGUACUCCAUUAGGUAUACUGUCUUUAGAGAGGGCUGUGUACUCCAUUAGGUAUACUGUCUUUAGAGAGGUCUGUGUACUCCAUUAGGUAUACUGUCUUUAGAGAGGGCUGUGUACUCCAUUAGGUAUACUGUCUUUAGAGAGGGCUGUGUACUCCAUUAGGUAUACUGUCUUUAGAGAGGGCUGUGUACUCCAUUAGGUAUACUGUCUUUAGAGAGGACUGUGUACUCCAUUAGGUAUACUGUCUUUAGAGAGGUCUGUGUACUCCGUAAGUUAUACUGUCUUUAGAGAGGGCUGUGUAUUCCAUUAGGUAUACUGUCUUUAGAGAGGGCUGUGUACUCCAUUAGGUAUGCUGUCGUUAUGUCUUUAGAGAGGGCUGUGUACUCCAUUAGGUAUACUGUCUUUAGAGAGGGCUGUGUACUCCAUAAGUUAUACUGUCUUUAGAGAGGGCUGUGUACUCCAUUAGGUAUACUGUCUUUAGGGAGGGCUGUGUACUCCAUUAGGUAUACUGUCUUUAGGGAGGGCUGUGUACUCCAUUAGGUAUACUGUCUUUAGAGAGGGCUGUGUACUCCAUUAGGUAUACUGUCUUUAGAGAGGGCUGUGUACUCCAUUAGGUAUACUGUCUUUAGAGAGGGCUGUGUACUCCAUUAGGUAUACUGUCUUUAGAGAGGACUGUGUACUCCAUUAGGUAUACUGUCUUUAGAGAGGGCUGUGUACUCCAUUAGGUAUACUGUCUUUAGAGAGGGCUGUGUACUCCAUUAGGUAUACUGUCUUUAGAGAGGGCUGUGUACUCCAUUAGGUAUACUGUCUUUAGAGAUUGUAAGUGAACGCUUCCCCUGGUAUUCCCAGGAUGACAUGUAAGAUGAUUGUAUAGGGUUGUGUAGUUUGAGGGAGUUUAUUUUGUAUCUGCAUGUCCUUCUCUUAGUCUCAUACCCAUUAGAUUCAAAUCAUAAAAGUUUAUUUGUUAA